GUAACCCUAGUAACUCCCAUUUUUGAUCUCCACAGCUGCUACGGAACUUCAGCUCACCGAUGAGCGCAAUGGCCGCCAGUCGGUGUCCCACCCCCUUCGCCUUUCCCUUUACGCCUUUGGGCCUGAGCCUCUUCGACAUUGAUCCGUCCAGAAUCCUUAGCCUGCUGCACCAUCAGACCUGGCUGGCAGAGGAGGCACUCAGGACACGUGGCCUGCUGGCAGCGCCCAAGGACUUUCCGCAUCGCUUCACCACCCUCAGCGAUCUGCUGACCAAGGACUACCAACCGGGAGCACCAACGGCCACAGCCACGGCAACGGCCACCUCAGCCUCCUCCUCGUCAGCCUCCUCUCUGUCCUCCUCCUCCGCCGCCACAGCUGCCGCCUCGAAGGACACUUCAGCACAGUACAAACAGCAGCAGGGAGCGGCUGCUACCUUCAAUCUGCGCUACCCCACGCCCACGGCCUUCUACCAGCAACAGCAGCAGGCCAAGGUGGCAAAAUCCUCGCCAUCUCCCCAACAAAUGGCCACCAGCACCAGCACCACGGCCAUGUCCAAUGAUUCCGGCGAGGAUAGCUGCAAGCGCAGCUCCGCCGACAGCGAUGAAGUGACCAUCGUAGAGCUGCCCAGCGAGCGCAGUGCUCAGCUGUACAAGGAAUCGCUCGAGCAGCUUCUCCAGCGUCAGCGACGUACACCCAUUCUGGGCGGUGGCGUCACCGCCUCCGGUUUAGGCAGCGGCGGCGGUGUCAUCGUAGACGCCACCGGACUGAGGCAAUACACCCAACUGCUGCUGGCCAGUGCCGGCAAUCAGGAUGCCUGCAAGGAGAAGAGCUCCUCCUCGUCCACCUCGUCCACGCCGCCGCUGCUCAGCCAGCAGCAGCUUAGCCAGAUGCUUAAAAGUCCCUCCGACACCUGCUCUUCUCUGUUUAGUUCUUCUGGCGGAGGAGGAGGAGGUGGAGCUGGUUCUGGGGUAAUAGCACCCGGCACCAGUACCGGCACCAUGGAGACCAUCGAAGAGGAAACCCGUUGCGUGGUCUGCAAUGCCCACUUUCCGAAUGUUUGGCUGCUGGAGCAGCACGCCGCCCUCCAGCAUCCGCAUGUGGGUCCCGGCGAGGAGAAGCCCUUCAUUUGCGAGCAAUGCGGUCAGUCCUAUCGCUAUCGCAGUGCCUAUGCCAAGCACAAGGAGCAGAACCAUCGUGCUCGCCUCCCGGCCGACAAGCUCUUCACCUGCGACGUCUGCGGGAUGCAGUUCCGCUACCUGAAGAGCUUCAAGAAGCAUCGCCUCAACCAUGCCUUGGAGCGGCUGCAUGGCAAAAAGAGUGUGGGUGUGGGUGUGGGUGUAGGAGUGGGAGUGGGUGUGAGUGUAGGACGCCUUGGCUCCUCUGCCGCCUCCUCCUCCAUGUCCAUGCCCGUGGCCACACCCACCUCAGUCUCGGCAGCGGGUUCGGUGACCUCGGUGGACCAGGAUGUGGUGACCAGUUCGCAGGAACCGAUGCUGGCCGAUGAGGGUGAAGAUUUGCGGGUCAAUGUCAAGCGGGAGGAGCAGCAGGAGCAGCACUCGAGCGGCGGCGGAGCGGAUGGCGAGGAGCAUGAGCAGGACAACACUGUGGACUCGGCAGGCAUAACGAUGCUCUACCAGGACAACAACUCGUCGGCCUCGGCCUCAACCAGCGCCACCGAGCCGAAUAUAAGCAGCUCCGAUGGUAUUCAUAGUACAAACAAGAGGUCGCGCCUGCACCACUUGGAAACGGAUCCCUCCUAUUCGCAUCAGCAGCAGCAGCAGCACCAUCAUCACCAUCACCACCACCAUCAUCAGCAGCAGCAGCAGCAACAUCACCACCACCAGCAGCAGCAGCCGCACCAUCCGGCGCACCACCUGGGCCAUGUCUCACUGCCACUGGGGGCCACCUCGGCCGCUGGCUCCUCAUCCUCGGCGGCUGCUGCUGUCGUGGCAGCUGCCACCGCCGGCAGUUCUGGCGGAGCAGGAAGUUCCUCGGCAACCGGAAGUGGCGGCGGCGGCGGCUCCAGCUCGGGCGGCAAUGGAGGCAGCGGUGGAAUCAGCUCCCUCAGCUCACUGACCUCGCUGAUCAAUGCCGAGCGGAUACCCAAUGAACAGUUUUUGGGUCUAAAUCCGCAAGAGGCCUCCAUACUCAACUUUUUGCGCGUGGAUGCCGCCGAGCGUCAGAGGGAUAAGAGACCUGCCACCUCGCGCUUUGCCUGCCCCUUUUGCGGCAAGUGUGUGCGCUCCAAGGAGAACCUCAAGCUGCAUGUGCGCAAGCACACGGGCGAGCGACCCUUUGUGUGCCUCUUUUGCGGCCGAGCCUUUGGUGGGAAAUCGGAUCUCACGCGGCAUUUGAGGAUCCACACGGGGGAGAGGCCGUAUCAUUGCGAAUCCUGCGGCAAGUGCUUUGCCCGGGCUGAUUAUCUGUCCAAGCACCUCACCACCCACAUCCAUAAUGCGCCGCGCUGAGAUGAGGCGCGUAGGAGGCGGCUCCUACGCAGAUAAGGAACCAGCCUCAGGACCACCACACACACACACUCAGACUACAGGAAGAAAGCUAUGUAUAAAUAUUAUUACAAAAGGGGGAAGAUGAUAGAAAGAAGAAGGAACUUCUCAUAGAAAGGGGUAUUUUUUUUAAUUUUUUUAUUAUUAUUAUUUUUUUUUUUGCUUAAUUUUUUUUGGUGCAAGCUAGAAAAAAGUUUAAAAGAAGAAAAAAAAAACAAGAUUACGGGCAACUAAUUAGCACGGGUAUUAAAGUGUUUAAGAUUCUGAAUAUACACCCAACUCUCUCUAAAUAUAAUUAUGUGUGUGUAAGGAUUGCAAAUUAUAAUUACAAAUUAUAAUUAACGUAGCACAAAAUGAUAUACAUCUAUAUAUAAACCUUUUUUUUUACAAGUAUAACUAAGUGGGGAUUUAAGAACGAAAUGCGAUUUGGUUCUUUGAGACAAGACAACACUUUAACGAAGAAAACAAAACAAACAAAAGCAGCCACAAAGCAAAAUGCAAUAAACUAAAUAGUCUGUAUUUUCUACCGAAACAUGAGAAGAGAUAUUUAAACAUAAAUAUCCAAAAAUCUGCCGUUGAUAUAUACACACACACACACAAUAGAUAAAAUAUAUUUAAUUUUACACCGAUCUAUAGACGCUAAACUAGCAACAAUUUGUACAAAACCGAGGCAUGAAUGAACAUGAACGCAACUCAACUGUACUUUUGCAAGAAUCAAUGCAAUAACUGAGCUAACUCUGUUACCUACCGCAGAAAAACAAAAAACAAACAAUAAACUAAUUGGGAUUUUAGUUAAUUGUUUAUAAGCCAACUAAAAACUAAAAAGUGAAAAACUAAAUGUGAAAAACGUGAAAACAACGCCGAUUCGUGCUAGCUGCAAGCAUUAUUUAUUCACCGAAUUUUCCGUUCAGGAUGAGAGGGAGUCGAUAGGAUUAUGAUUGUGUAAAGAAGAAAAUAGGAUCUACCUACCACCGUCAAUAGUUUAAUUUAUAUACAAAGCAAAGCAAAUCAAAACAUAGCAACAAUUAACAAUUACAAUUAACAAUAGCAAUUACAAUUACACCAACAGUAACUGCAACUACAACAACACAAAACUAACUGUGAUCAUAGUAACAACAAAACAACAUAGAAGUUUUAACAGAAAAAACUACUGAAAACCAACAAACAAACAAACAAGCUGAACAGGCAAGAAUAGUUUAUAGCAACCCUGAUGGCAACCCUGGCAGACAAGUACAGCAAUAGAGGAUUUCGGACUCUGGCCACACUGGUAACGAAAUGUGCAAUUAAACAAUAAAAUAGGUAAAAACUCAUAGGACAAGCCAAUAUGAUUUCCCAAACGAUUUCUCUAUAUGCUUUUAUAUAGUUCAGUUUACACAGAAAGAAAAACACACACAAAAAAAAAAUGAGAAGAAUGGAAAACCUUGAACCAAGAACAUCGAAUUAAAGUGUAAAGUGAAAAAUUAAAAAAAUGCAAAAAUAUGGGUAACGAAAGGAAGACAGCCAUUUCUUUCUUUUAUACAUUUUUUUUUUUUUUUUUGUUAAUUAAGCAAGAAGAAUUACUUGUCGUACCAAAAACUAAAGUGGGGAAAAAAGCUAAAAUAAUAACGAGAACAAAUCAAAGUAAAAAGGUAGAAGUAAAGUAAAUGAAAACUUUCACUGUGCCAAAAAGUUUCAAGUACCUCAUAAUUUAACUAAAUAUUAAAGUGAAACGGAAGCUAACUUAUAACCGAUGACCGAUAACAGAUAACACCGAUAGCCAGCCCACACACACUCACGGAAUCCACCAAGAAGCAGUCCACAAAAG
Molecule: messenger RNA, 4308 nt
Organism: Drosophila kikkawai
Lineage: Eukaryota; Metazoa; Arthropoda; Insecta; Diptera; Drosophilidae
Source: RefSeq, a predicted model, not a curated record